GUUUUCACAAACAUGUCUAAAAUAUAUGAUUCAUUGUUUAAAAAAAAUAAAUAAAAAAAAAACUAAACGCGACCAGCAGCUGCUACGUCAUAUUGCCGCGUCGGUGUUUUUGUUGAGACACAGCACCGUGUGAGUCUGUUUAUGCAGUUGUGUGCAUCGUAGCUGUUUCCAUCAUGGUGGCGUUUCCAAGUUCCCUGACUGAAGAAGAGGAGGCUCUGCAGAAGAAAUAUGCUAAACUCAAGAAAAAGAAAAAGACUCUGCUCGCCUUGAAGAAGCAGAGUUCAACUAACCAGACAAACCAGAGUGGCUUGAAACGGACUUUGUCGGACCAGCCUGUCGUCGACACUGCAACGGCGACGGAGCAAGCAAAGAUGCUGAUCAAGACGGGUGCCAUCAGUGCCAUCAAGUCAGAGAACAAGAACUCUGGCUUUAAGCGCUCUCGAAUGCUGGAAAUUAAACUCAAGGAUCCAGAGAAAGGCUCGAUUCCUGCUUUCUUACCAUUCCAAAGGAGUGUCUCUACAGAUGAAGAACAACCUGAAUCUGGGAAAAGAGCCAACAGGAAGUCUCUGUAUGAGAGCUUUGUCAGCUCAAGCGACAGAUACCGGGAUGAGGAGGAAGGAGGCGGCACGUCGUCCAACCGCGAAAUCGACAGAGGAGACCGAGGAGACCGAGGAGACCGAGGAGACCGAGGAGAACGAGGAGAACGAGGAGAACGAGGAGAACGAGGAGACCGAGGAGAACGAGGAGACCGAGUAGACAGAGCAGACCGAGUAGACAGAGGAGAACGAGGAGACAGAGAGCGAGACCAGGUCCGAGAGCUGGAAGGAGAGCGGGACAGGGAUAGAGACAGAGAUAGAGCUAGAGACCGAGAGAGAGACCCCGAGAGGGAUAGAGACAGAGGCAGGGAAAGAGACAGGGAACGGGACCGGGAAAGAGACAGAGACCGAAGCAGAGACAGGGAACGGGAUCGAGAUCGAGACAGGGAACGGGAUCGAGAUCGAGACAGGGAACGGGACAGAGAAAGAGAUGGACCGUUCAGACGCUCAGAUUCAUACCCAGAGCGGAGAGGGGUACGAAAGGGGAAUACGGUGUAUGUUUACGGCUCUGGGCUCAGCGAGGACAACCUGCGCUCUUCUUUCUCUCAACAUGGAAACAUCAUCGAUCUCUCCAUGGACAACCCACGCAAUUGUGCAUUUAUUACAUUUGAGAAGAUGGAGUCUGCAGACGCGGCUGUAGCUGAGUUGAAUGGAGCCAUGGUGGGAGACGUUCACAUCAAAGUCAGCAUCGCCAGGAAGCAGCCCAUGCUGGAUGCCGCCACUGGCAAAUCUGUCUGGGCUUCACUGGCUGUGCAGAACAGCACUAAAGGCUCCUACAGGGACAAGAGGAACCAAGUCGUGUACAAUGAAGAUUUCCUGAAAUGAAAAAAAUAAUCUCUGUUUUUGUAUUUUUGGCAUAUAGCUUUUCAUGUUUCUGUUUUAAUGACGUUAGCCAGCUGCUUAAAGUGUCUGUGUUGCAGCGUGAAAUCAAAAUCAUCUGUUGUCUUUUGGAUUAGAUCGUUUUAUGGUCGGUAUCUGAUGCUGUGUGUGGCUCAUGAAGCUAGAGAUGCUGUUUUGAGCUCAAUAAAAAGUAUCUAUACAUUGCUACCUUGA
Messenger RNA from Sebastes umbrosus (honeycomb rockfish), 1649 nucleotides. RefSeq names its product negative elongation factor complex member E (gene nelfe). The transcript is spliced from 11 exons. Gene Ontology annotation, biological process: negative regulation of transcription elongation by RNA polymerase II. NCBI's taxonomy places the organism in Eukaryota, Metazoa, Chordata, Actinopteri, Perciformes, Sebastidae. Gene Ontology annotation, cellular component: NELF complex. Gene Ontology annotation, molecular function: RNA binding. The record is from RefSeq and is a predicted model, not a curated record. Bases 174 to 1421 code for a protein of 415 amino acids.